Molecule: messenger RNA, 242 nt
Organism: Cuscuta campestris
Lineage: Eukaryota; Viridiplantae; Streptophyta; Magnoliopsida; Solanales; Convolvulaceae
Source: the annotation of a GenBank genome assembly
GACCUCAGGUCCAAUUUACGCUAUCUUACGUCUGUUAAAACGAAAUACUUUCUAUACAAAAAAUGUAGCCUUACAUCUUAAGAAUCCACAGAAUCAAACGGUUUGCGAUUUCGUGAAGAAACGAUGGAGAUAUGCUCAAACUACCGCAGGCUGUCCAAUUAUGACGGGAAUGACAAAGUUGGUGAAUUUUGUUCUUGUUUCCACUCCCGCUCAUCCGUAAGGUUUCAGCCGAUGAUUUCCAG